GAUCAAAACUGACAAACUGCCACGGAAUCCUCCAGACCUCUCUCUGGCCUUGCCCUAUCUCCUCAGCUCCUGAACUUUUCUUCCUUCCGUCAUGGUCUUAGCCCAUUCUUAGCAAACUACCAGGUCCCGGACUCCUGGUCUGCAGCUAUCCUGAGCCUGUUGUGCUAGGAUUCAAGUGCCUGCAUCUGCUCCCUAGUGGCCUGAUGACAGAGCUUAAUGGAGGUAUCUUCCAGACCUUCCUCCAACAUCGACCCAGGCAACUAUGGUGAAGUACAUGAUCUGAUCACCCAAAUACCCUCUAAAGUGCAGAUACAAGACAUUACUAAGGAGCUACACUGCCCACUGUGUAAUGACUGGUUCCGUGAUCCAUUGAUGCUAAGCUGUGGCCACAACUUCUGCCAGGCCUGUAUCCAAAACUUUUGGAAGCAGCAAGCAAAGGAAACAUUCUGUCCUGAGUGUAAGAUGCUAUGUCAAUAUAGUAACUGUACAUUCAAUCUUGUACUGGAGAAGCUGGUAGAGAAGAUUAAGAAGCUACCCUUACUCAAGGGCCAUCCACAGUGCCCAGAGCAUGGAGAGAACCUGAAACUAUUCAGUAAGCCAGAUGGGAAACUGAUCUGCUUUCAAUGCAAAGAUGCUCGGCUGUCUGUGGAGCAGUCUAAAGAUUUCCUGCAGAUCUCUGAUGCUGUCUGUUUCUUCAUGGAGGAGCUCACCAUCCAUCAGGGUCAACUGGAGGCAACCCUGAAGGAACUUCAGUCCCUGAAGAAUAUGCAGAAAGAUGCUAUUGCUGCUUACAAGGAAAACAAGCUACAUCUGCAGCAACACAUCUCCUUGGAGUUUCUAAAGCUACAUCAGUUCCUGCACAGCAAAGAAAAGAACAUUUUAAAUGAUCUCCGAGAAGAGGGGAAAGCCUUGAAUGAGGAGAUGGAGCUGAAUCUGAACCAGCUUCAAGAACAGUGUCUCCUAGCCAAGGAGAUGUUGGUGAGCAUCCAGGCACGAAUGGAACAGCAGAAUCCCUUCGACUUUCUCAAAGAUAUCACAUCUCUCUUGGAUAGCUUGGAGCAAGGAACGAGGGUACUGAUGCCCAGAGAGCUUAUCUCCAGAAAGCUGAACCCAGGCCUAUACAAAGGUCCCAUCCAAUACAUGAUGUGGAGGGAAAUGCAGUCCUCUCUCUCUCCAGGCUUAUCUUCAUUAACUCUGGACCCUAAAACAGCUCACCCAAAUCUGAUGCUCUCCAAAAAUCGAACCAGUGUGUGGCAUGGUGACAUUAAGCAGGUAAUGCCUGAUGAUCCAGAGAGAUUUGACUCAAGUGUGGCUGUGCUCGGCUCAAAGGGCUUCACAUCUGGAAAGUGGUACUGGGAAGUAGAAGUAGCAAAGAAGACAAAAUGGACAGUUGGAGUCGUCAGAGAAUCUAUCAUUCGGAAGGGCAGCUGUCCUCUAACUCCUGAGCAAGGAUUCUGGCUUUUAAGACUAAGGAACCAAAUUGACCUAAAGGCUCUGGAUUUGCCUUCUUACAGUCUGAAAUUGACUAACAAUCUCAACAAGGUGGGCAUAUACCUGGAUUAUGAAGGAGGGCAGGUGUCCUUCUAUAAUGCUAAAACCAUGACCCACAUUUACACCUUUAGUAGCACUUUCAUGGAGAAACUUUAUCCCUAUUUCUGCCCUUGCCUUAAUGAUGGUGGAGAGAAUAAAGAACCCUUGCAUAUCUUACAUCCACAGUAAUUAGUCAUACUGUUGUAUAAAUUCAGAGCAUUAUUAAAGAGGUAUUGAAAUAGUU
Canis lupus familiaris (dog) is the source of this 1774-nucleotide messenger RNA. RefSeq names its product tripartite motif containing 69 (gene TRIM69). Lineage: Eukaryota; Metazoa; Chordata; Mammalia; Carnivora; Canidae. The record is from RefSeq and is a predicted model, not a curated record. The coding region runs from base 217 to 1719 and encodes 500 amino acids. Gene Ontology annotation, molecular function: protein binding; metal ion binding. The transcript is spliced from 7 exons.